UUGGCGCCGGCUGGGGAAGGACGGGCGGGUGUACUGCGGAGCCUAGCCAAGAAGGAAAAUUGGAGCGGAAAGAAGACGCGCAAAAAGCCCGAGUUCUCGCUGUUUGCUCCUGAUUUGCAAGCUGGACUGGCGCUUUUGGCCACGAUGAAGCGGCCCUGCGAGGACACUACCUCAGACAGCGAUAUGGACGAGACUAUAGACGUGGGGAGUGAAAAUAAUUACUCGGGGCACAGUGCCAGUUCUGUGAUCCGAUCAAAUUCUCCUACGACGACAUCUCAGAUUAUGGCCAGAAAAAAAAGAAGAGGGAUUAUAGAGAAAAGGCGUCGUGACCGUAUAAAUAACAGUUUGUCUGAACUGAGGCGACUUGUGCCAACUGCUUUUGAAAAACAAGGAUCUGCCAAAUUAGAAAAAGCAGAAAUCCUGCAAAUGACAGUGGAUCAUUUGAAGAUGCUCCAGGCAACAGGCGGGAAAGGUUACUUCGAUGCUCAUGCCCUUGCCAUGGAUUUCAUCAGCAUUGGGUUCCGAGAAUGUUUAGCUGAAGUUGCAAGAUACCUGAGCUCGGUGGAAGGUCUGGACACAUCCGAUCCUCUGAGAGUUAGAUUAGUCUCCCACCUUAGUUCCUGUGCUUCUCAGAGGGAAGCUGCUGCAAUGACCUCGUCGAUGGCACACCACCACCAUCCUUUGCAUCCUCACCACUGGGCAGCAGCUUUCCACCAUCUCCCUACGGCUUUGCUGCAGCAAAAUGGACUCCACUCCUCCGACAUCUCUCCUUGCAGACUUUCAACAGCCUCAGAGGUGCCUCCCCACGGAUCUGCUCUUCUCACGGCGACAUUUGCUCACGCCGAUUCCACACUUAGAGUGCCCUCUGCUGGCAGUGUUGCUCCCUGCAUCCCGCCACUUUCUACCUCUCUUCUCUCGCUCUCAGCUACUGUGCAUGCCGCAGCCGCAGCAGCUGCUCAGAGUUUUCCUCUGUCUUUUGCCGGGGCAUUCCCGAUGCUCCCACCCAGUGCAGCUGCAGCAGCAGCCGUGGCAGCCGCAACAGCAAUCAGUCCACCUUUGUCAGUAUCUGCCACUGCCAGCCCUCAGCAGUCCAGUGGUAAUGGAAACAGUAAGCCUUACCGGCCUUGGGGGACUGAAGUUGGAGCUUUCUAA
This is a messenger RNA of Varanus komodoensis (Komodo dragon), 1152 nucleotides long. It is a transcript of the gene HEY2, whose product is annotated as hes related family bHLH transcription factor with YRPW motif 2. Lineage: Eukaryota; Metazoa; Chordata; Lepidosauria; Squamata; Varanidae. Gene Ontology annotation, cellular component: nucleus. The record is from RefSeq and is a predicted model, not a curated record. The transcript has 5 exons. Gene Ontology annotation, molecular function: DNA-binding transcription factor activity, RNA polymerase II-specific; protein dimerization activity; RNA polymerase II cis-regulatory region sequence-specific DNA binding. Bases 145 to 1152 code for a protein of 335 amino acids. Gene Ontology annotation, biological process: anterior/posterior pattern specification; regulation of transcription by RNA polymerase II; regulation of neurogenesis.